AUCCCGUCCCCCACACACCUCACGCACGCUCCAGCCAAGAAGACGCACCCACGUACGCGAGCCAUGGCCACCGCGUCCCUGUCCGCCGUCGCGGCGCCGCUGUCCGUCGCCGGGCUCAACAAGCAGCUCGGCGCCGCCUCGUUCCGGCCCCUGGCGGCCAGGCCCGCCGCGAGGAUGACGGCCGUCAGGGCGUCGUUGUCGGCGUCCGCGCAGGAGAAGCUCACCGCCGGGCUCACGGCCGCGGCCGUCGCGGCCGCGUUCGUGCUGCCCGAGGUCGCCGAGGCCGCGUCCCCGGGCCUCUCCCCGUCGCUCAAGAACUUCCUCCUCAGCAUCGUCUCCGGCGGGGUCGUCUUCGCCGGCAUCGCCGGAGCCGUCGUCGCCGUCUCCAACUUCGACCCCGUCAAGAGGACCUGAGCGAGCGUGCACGCCUAGCUCGCUCGAAUUUGUAUCGCGACAAUCUCUUGCUGUGUUGUUUAUUCGGACACUCUGUACGUAGAAGAGAUCCAUGACAAAUGGAGUUCUGAUUAAAUGGUUGUGUAUACUC
Molecule: messenger RNA, 544 nt
Organism: Lolium perenne
Lineage: Eukaryota; Viridiplantae; Streptophyta; Magnoliopsida; Poales; Poaceae
Biological process (GO): photosynthesis
Cellular component (GO): membrane; photosystem II
Source: RefSeq, a predicted model, not a curated record